UGGACGAAGCAGUAAAUUGAUGAUCUCCGUCGAUCUCCUCCAUCUUCACCACCAUCACCACAAUGUCUCCACCAAAAGCUCUCGCAAUCGUCGCCGGCUUCGGCCCCGGCAUCUCCCACGCCGUCGCCCGCCGCUUCGCCCACGCCUACGACCUCGUCCUCCUCGGCCGCUCCCUCGACACCCUCCCCGCCACCCCCGUCGGCUCCUCCUCCGUCCCCUCGUCCUCCUCCGACGCAGUUAAGAGCAUUUUUGCCGACCCCGUACUCGCGACCCUGCCGUCGCCGCCGACAAUCAGCUGCUUCAAAGCCGACGUGACGGACGCGUCGUCGAUCUCCGCCGCGUUCACGCAGAUCAAAGCGCUGCAGCAACCCGUCGCCGUCGCGUUCUACAACGUCUCCUCUCCCUUCCAACGCGCCCCGUUUCUCGAAACAAACCCAGACUCGUACCUCACCUCCUUCAAAGGCUCAACCUACGGCGCCGUGCUCUACGCACAACAAGCUCUCCCCCUCCUCCUCGCCCACGCCAACUCCUCCCCAGAGUUAUCACCCACCCUCCUCUUCACAGGCGCGACCGCUUCCUACAAAUCCAACGCGCAGAUGAGUCCCUUUUCCUCCGCGAAAUUCGGCCUGCGCGCGCUCGUGCAGAGUCUCGCGCACGAAUUCGCGCCGCAGCGCGUGCACGUCGCGACGGUGAAUAUCGAUGCGGUCGUCGAUUUGCCGAAAGUUAGCGGGUAUCUUAAUGAGCAGGAGGAUAUGAAGCUUAAGCCUGAGGAUGUCGCGGAGACGUAUUGGGGGUUGCAUGCGCAGCGGAAGAGUGCGUGGACUUGGGAGGUGGAUGUUAGGCCUUGGACUGAGAGUUGGUAGAUUACAGUAAUGAGUUCAGUCUACGUACAAUUGAUGCACAGU
This is a messenger RNA of Myxozyma melibiosi, 905 nucleotides long. Its product is annotated as oxidoreductase. Bases 63 to 863 code for a protein of 266 amino acids. The record is from RefSeq and is a predicted model, not a curated record. The transcript is spliced from 2 exons. Lineage: Eukaryota; Fungi; Ascomycota; Lipomycetes; Lipomycetales; Lipomycetaceae.